Amphibalanus amphitrite is the source of this 5382-nucleotide messenger RNA. Its product is annotated as bromodomain adjacent to zinc finger domain protein 1A-like. Lineage: Eukaryota; Metazoa; Arthropoda; Thecostraca; Balanomorpha; Balanidae. Gene Ontology annotation, molecular function: protein binding. The record is from RefSeq and is a predicted model, not a curated record. The transcript has 18 exons. Bases 193 to 4224 code for a protein of 1343 amino acids. Gene Ontology annotation, biological process: chromatin remodeling.
AGAACUGGCAAAUCCUCAGAUUGCGCGCGGCAGAGGUGGUGUGUCUGUGAUUGAAUUAUUGAAAUUUGAAGGUAUUUUGCGUAGUAAAUGCGCUCUCGAUGUAACAGAGUGAUACGUUUAUCGAUGGUGUUCGAAUUUAUUAUCCGGUACUAGCUGCAACCAUCCUGUCUGAUUCAAGAAGGUGACGUGACAAUGCCUCUUUUGAAUAAGCAGCCAUUUUCAAAAAGUAAGCCUCCACCAGACUUGAGGCCUGAUGAGGAGGUUUUCUUCUGUGAGCCAACCAAAGAAGUGUUCAGGGAUUAUGAUAAAUUCUUUGAGCGUAUGAUUCUGUGCAACUCUCUGUUGUGGUCGUGCGAGAUGACUGGCAAGUCGGGCCUGACCUACCAGGAGGCCGCCGACUCGGAGAGGGACGCGCGCAGGUCGCUCAGUGCCGUCUCAAAGGAGCUGAAACGGGCAAUUCUUUACAUCUGUACUUUGACAAAGAAGACGAACUUCGGUGAACUCUAUGGUGACAUAUUUGCGUAUGUGAAGGAUCGCUACUUUAGAGGGGAAGCGGUCCUGGCAAAAAGAGGCUCCCAAUGGGUGGACUGCGUGAUACAGAGUGUCGUUAUUGCGGCCGAUCCCGAACUGAGCUGCAGUAUCAACGGACACACCAGCCAAGCGGGUGGCCCGGCGGAGAAGCGCCCGUCCAGCCGUCUGCCCUCGGAGGGUAUCUCCGCGCCGCGGGCGCUCUACCACGUGCUCCAGCCGGCCACCGGCCGACUGUUUGCCGUCCGGCACACAGACCUCCGACGAGACAAGGCCCUUUUCUCGCGCGAGCGGCUGCGCGUGCUGCUCAAACACUCGACCCGCGCGGACGACUCUGGGUUUCUGGUGGUGCGCGCUCCGGCGGCGCGGGGUCUGGACCUGGAUAAGGUGCAGUUUGGUGACCUGUUUGUGGGUGCUCCGCCCCGGUUUGCCGCCAAUAAGCCCGUGCAGAAACAGAAGCCUGCGACGGAGACGCGGCCGCAACAGGAGAGCAAGCCCGUCCGACCCAAAACCGAAAUGGUGUUCGAUGAAAAUGACGACGAGCCGCUGUCGUCUGUUCAGCUGGAGAUUCGACAGCGCUGGGAGGCCGAGCGGCGCCGGCUGGUCGAGCUCAAAGUCCAGGAGCGCGACAGAAAGCGGCACAGACGUAAACUGGUCACAGAGUGGCUCAAGGACUGGACACGGCCCCGGGAGGACCUGCUCUGCGAGGACCACCAGGAGCUGCCGGUGAUGCAGCCGGUCCACACGCGCGUGCCGGCGCAGCUGUUUGGCGGCUGCCUGCAGCUGCUGGAGUUUGUGUCCGGCUUCAGCCCGCUGCUGGACCUCAGCGACACGUUCCCGCUGGGGGUGACGCUCUCUGUUGUGGAGAGGGCGCUCUGUGAUGGAGAGGUGGCCGGAGCGCUCAGCGACCUACUGCAGGUCCUUCUGCGAGCGGUGUUCGAGUUACAGCGUGAGGAGGACGAGGAGUCGGGCGGCCACAGCGCCGCCGGGUCGGCCGCCGCCGCCGCCGACCACCUUGACCCGCUGACACUGACCGAGGUGCUGCGGCGACACCUGGCCGCCAGAGACGUCGCCGAUGAGUCCAGGUGGCGAUACCAGCAGCGUGGCGGAUACACGGAGUCGGACAACCCGACCGUUCAGUUCCGGCUGGACCACCCGGAUAUCAUGCAGAAACUCAACACAGAGUCGGUGUAUGACCUCACACCCGGUGAGCGUCUGGCGGUGCUGGAGUGUCUGGUCGGCGAGAUCCUGACCACGGUCACCGCUCGCGACAUGAUCGACGACGCCGAGGCCAAGCUGAAGGAACUCAAACAGCAGCUGAGGGUCCUCCGGAUCAACACGCAGGCCUUCCAGCGCGGAGUGCACGCCGAAAAGGUUACUGAGCGCCGGGAGGACCGCCAGCGGCAGCAGCAGCAGGAGCAGCAGCGGGCCGCCGCCGACACCUCUGCCGACCCGGCCACCGACGGUGACACGUCAGCCGACCCGGCGCCCGGUGCCGCGGUCCCUGAGCCCCUCACAGAGGAGGAGCGCGCCCGGCGGCGGCGCGACCAAGAGCGCCAGCUGGUAGAGUUCGGCAAAAAAGAGACGCGUCUCCAGGAGCAGAUCGCCGAGCUGAGCCGUCAGUUCUCCCUGACGCCGCUGGGCCGGGACCGCGCCUACCGCCGGUACUGGGCCGGUCGGGCGCUGCCCGGGCUGUAUGUGGAACAUGAUGAUGAUACGGUGGGGGUGUGUCUGCCGAACGCCACGCCGCAUAACCGGCAGCUGAGCGCGGCGGGUGGCGACCAGCAGGCGGUGCUCCGCCGGCUGCUGACAGACCGGCUCAUGAGCCGCGCUGGCGAGCAGCCGACCGCCUCCUCUGCGGCUAGUACGACCACCACAGGCAGUCCCAGCGACAAGGAGAACACUCCUGCGCCGGUACCUCCGCCAAAAACAUACACCAAGAAACCGGCGACUCUGACGGAGCAGAACCAGCCGAGCGGCGGCGCGGAGGCGGGCGCCGCGCCGGCAGAUCUGGAGGCCAAGACGCGUCUGGACGAGCUGGUGUCGGGAGAGCUGGACCUGGCCGCCGAACUGCGGGCGGUGCCGGCGGCUGACAGCCAGCCGCCCGACCGCCGGCUGCUCGUCUGUACCGGGCAGCAGGACGAGUGUCCCGUCCACUCGGCCAUCCUGCCGAGGACGUCCUGGAGCUUCUGUCCGGACCUGGAGCACCUGGAGCAGCUGCUUUCCACUCUGAACGAGCGCGGAGUUCGGGAGGCGGAACUGAAGGCGGCCAUACAACAGGCGGGUGACAGUUUGCGUCGCGGCAUCGAGAAGUGCCCCAAGAACGAGCUGAUCCCGGGUGCGGACCGGCGGCCGCGGCGUGAGCCGACAUCUAGCGGUCGAGAUCCGAACUAUAACUUCCCGACUGGCACGCCGGUGGCGGAGAUUCAGGAGCUCCUGCUGAGGGAUAUGAUACUCGAGUGCGAGGAGAAGAUCCGGUUCGGCUGUCUGGGCACCGUACAGGUGUCGGACCUGGCUCAGUGGCGUCAGGCUCUGGUGGAACGAUCCUAUGACCAGCAGUGUGACAAGCUCACCUGGGGAGCCGAGGGCGCCGGAUCAGUGGAUAACAGUGUGGACGUGUCUGGCACGAGCACCCCGCUCUCUGACCGCGAGGCGGCGCCGGUGGCCGCCGAGCUGGCGACCCGGCUCCAGCGGCGACACCUGGUCCGAUCACUGGCCUCAGCUGUGCUGCAGCUUGAGCAGGGCAUCGACAAAAAGUACCUGCAGAGUCCACUGGGUGCGUCGGAGAAGGCUCGCCGCGUCUGGGAGAGCUCGCUGAUGGCGAGCACCUCGCUCUCCCAACUGUUCGUCCAUUUCGCGCAGCUCGAGUCCUCCGUUCAGUGGUCGCGCUCCGCACUCAACGCGCGCUGCAAACUCUGCAGAAAGCGCUCCGACCCGGAGAAAAUGCUGCUCUGCGACGGCUGUGACAAAGGCUUCCACAUGUUCUGCCUCACGCCGAAAAUGAAGAGUAUACCGAAGGGCGACUGGUACUGCUCCAGCUGUCGGCCCAAGGAGAAGCCCAAGAGCCCAAAGAAGAAACGGCGCGCCUUCGUCGCCGAGGACCCCGAGUCCGAGGACGAGGAACAGGAGGACGAGGAGGAGCCUGAGGAGGCUGCUGAGGAGGAGGAAGCCGAGGAGGAGCCUCCGCAGGCGUCCUCCAAACGCUCCUCCCGCGGAGGAACCAAACGCUCCAGCGGCGGCUCGACCAAGAAGGCGGCGCCUGCCUCCCGGCGGACGCGCGAAGCGUCCCCACCGGCUCCCGCCAAAAAGCGUCGCGCCGGCUCUGACGCGCACGCCGCCGAUCGGCUCGACAAGGCGGUGCUGAAUGGUCUGCUGGACGAACUACGCAAACAGCCGGCGGCCGAGUACUUCCUGAAACCGGUGCGGGGGAAGGACGCGCCCGGCUACUAUCAGAUCGUGCGCCAGCCGAUGGAUCUGACCACCAUGCAGAAGAAGAUUAACAGCGGCGCGUACGGCAGUGCCGCGGAGUUCACGGCCGACGCGGGACUCAUCUUCUCCAACUGCCUCAUGUACAACGACACCAAUGCGCCGAUUUCACGGGACUGCCUGAAGCUGCGCCGGUUCUUUGAGAAGCGCUCCAAGGAGCUCGGCCUGUCGGGUGGCCCGGCGGGGAAGCGGGCCCGCCGCUCGCACUGACACUAGGACAUAUUAAGGUGGACGGUAGUCAUCCAAACAACUCAUCCAGUCAUCUGAGUCAUCGUGUUUCAUCUAGAGUCAUCCGAGUCGGCGCGGAACGGCCCGGUCGCCGGCGGAGACCGCGGUAGGACCCGAGUGGCGUGAUUCAGAUCAGGUCAGACGCAAAGCGGUGGAGACUCGUGGAACGGGUGGGGGGCCCCGGGCCGUGUCAGAUCCCGUGGCGCCUCCCCGGCAGAUGUUGAGCCUGAGUCAGAGCCUGAGUUUGAGCCUCGUGGCGGACGUGCCGUGUGACAUUGGUCUGCUGGUUAUCGGAGCCGUGGUGUAGUGGGAAGAAUUGAGUCAGCUCAAAGGAAUUAGGAGGAAAGUUGAGAUGGUUUCAUUUGUCCUGGCGAGUACCGGGUGAGGUUUCAGCCGAGAUUAUGACGCACAGAUCAACCAGCUUUGUAAAGUGUUCACGCGAUUUUAUUUUGAAAAUCACGUUCUGGGUCUGUUGGCUGUUGUGUGUAAAGGUUUCAUAGGGAGUUUGCUCAUUUCACAAUAAUCAUAGCUUAGCAUCAUUUUUGUCGGCGUCAGCUCUGUGGCUUUUUGUUAUCGGCUGAGGCUCGUUCUCAGAGCUGGCGAGCACAGUCACGGAGUGGCUUUAGUUGGCGAGCACAUGCAGUUUGGUCUGAGAACUAUGCGACGUUAGGAAAGGGGCUGAGGUGAGCUCUGCUAGAUGGAGAAUGAACUAGACCGAUACAACAGGGAGCGGUCGAAGUACAUGCUCCUCACGUCUUCCUCCAGUUACCUCCACAUCGCAUUGUCAUCCUGCUCCAUUCAUCAUUCACCCUGUGACGCGGAACCCCUUAGUCCCGUCCAAUCACUCGCCCAAGUCGGUUAGUUCUCAACUCCACCGCCAGGCGGCCUGUGUGGCCCCUAACCGGGGGUCCGCGCGCGGCCCGAGCGAGCACGGCAGGACAGGCGUCUUCACAGUACCUCGGAGUGGCUUUUACGGCGUGCGAGAGCGCUCGAUGGGCUCGAUACAAUGCCUUGUUGGUCUCGCUCAGUGAUCAGUGGCAGUGGAGUGGUAGGUAAAUGUUAGAUCCUUUGUGCCCGGCAGUCGACAGCAGUGUACGUUUCUUGGAGGUAGUCAGGUAAAUAAAUUAUUUUCUACAACUA